AUGUAUUGUUUUAAAUUUUUAAAUAUUUUGAACACGGCGCAGCAAUGUUUUCAAUGUUUCAGUAUGGUGAUGUCUAUUUGGGGCGUGAUUUUCCUGGGUCUGCUGGGUGUGUUCUUUUACGUACAAGCUGUGACACUCUUCCCUGAUCUUCAUUUCUCGGAAGAGACCAAGGAUGGUGGUCAUGUUGCGCCAAGUGUCGAGUAUGUUUAUCUUUCCUAUUUGCUCUUUGAAAUUAAGUUUCGUAAGAUACAACGGCGAUCUGUAGGUAGGUGUGUACCUCUCAAUAAUUCCUGUUCUUUUAGAGAUAUUGAGACCAAGUAUAGCGAGAAGGCAAUGCAAUGCUGGAUAGCGGCAGGAAUGUAUGGUGUGACCCUGAUACUUGUUUUUUGGCAAAACAAGUACAAUGCAACAACGGUAUUCUAA
Angiostrongylus costaricensis is the source of this 423-nucleotide messenger RNA. The record is from the annotation of a GenBank genome assembly. Lineage: Eukaryota; Metazoa; Nematoda; Chromadorea; Rhabditida; Metastrongylidae.